Messenger RNA from Symbiodinium pilosum, 3575 nucleotides. Lineage: Eukaryota; Dinophyceae; Suessiales; Symbiodiniaceae. The record is from the annotation of a GenBank genome assembly.
AUGCAAAGAGCGGCACGCACAUGCGCUUGUCUUGGCCAGCAGAGUGCCAGCGGGUGCUUCCAGCCAGGACCUUGGGAUCGGCAACACGUCGAUGGAUGCGCAUUGUUAGAAGGCAAGGAGGAGGUCGUGUCCCUCACAGCAUCCUCUAAUUGUGACGGUCGCACGGUGCAAUAUGCCUUUUGGCAACUUGUCGGAGAUGUUCCGGAAGCCUUCCAGGUAGAGAUGGCCAGCGAUGCUUGGGAAGAGGCCUCGGCCGAGAUGAUCCGCAGGCUGCUCGCAGCCGGCGUUCAGCAGGGACAGGUUCUGUCCAUUGAUGCGCACAACACUGGACUGGACACCCCGGCGGUUUUACUGGCUGUUGUUCACCGAAGUCGUCCUGGCCGUGGGCCUCUGCAACUGAGCUGCGAAGUUUUCCGCAACACUGGCUCCUGGGAUGAGUUGUACCGCUCAGCUGGCCAGGCGGCAGUUGGCAAGGAGGUCGUGUCCCUGACAGGGUGCAGUUCCAGUAGUCAGAGCCUGGUUCUGCUUCUCUUCUCGGUGGGGUCCCGGCCGGAGGUUUCCGUUGUGGAUCACGUUGCAAGCGCGGCUGGCAGCUGGAACGGCGCAGCCGAGGAAAUGCUCCACCUCCUCCGCAGAAGAGGAGUGCAGAAGGGCCAGAUCCUGAGUGUGGACGCCCACAAUACUGGGCCCGAUGCGGAAGCGAGGUUUUGUGCACAUUUUUCGAGCUCACUACCUGGCCGUGGGCCGUUGCAGCUCAGCUACAAGUGCUUGAAUCUUCCCGCAAGGUGGGCGGACUUGGGAGCGGAAGGUGCCAUCAGAACAGCCUCGGAGACCGCAGUCACCGUCACCGGCUCCAGCAACGAAAAAGAUGCCUUCACUCUGUGUUGUCGGCCCCGGAGAGAACUCCGAUCCGUACAGGCUGGUUGGGAACUUCUUUCGGAACUGCGAGCGAAGGCCGAUCAAGCAGACAACCCCGGCGUUUGUCAGCAGGGCCGUGAGUUCGGGGAGCUCCUGCCAGGGAAUGUCAAUGUCAAUGUCGAUGCAGCGUCCAAGCCUGCAAAGAAGCCGGACCAUGAGUCAUGGGUCAGCAGUGCUUCUUUCAAAUGUUGGACCUUGUCAGCUAACGGCCGCGGGGAAAAGGCUCCGGAAAAGUUGGCACAUGGUGGCAAGCCACACGAAGCACUCAUGGACAUGCUGAAGACUGUCCACAAGGCAUCGCAGACGCUGAAGCAGACAGUCGGAGCCGACUGCCCAGUCUUCCAGGAGGCCUGCCCCUUCAAGAAUUGCAUCACAUCUAGCGGAACCCCAUUGGCCAUGGAGUUAGAGUGGCGAUCCUGGGGGCUGUGGAUCAGUGACGAGCAGACGGAGGCACCAACGACCGAGGCGCCAGAUGAGGGUCUGGCGUGCAAGCUCAAGGAAGGCACCAAAGACGCGCACCAGGCCGCAGAGACGGUGCACUUCGUGAAGGAAUUCGUGCGCGGAAGGGUGUCGCGCCAGAUCUACGCCCAGUUCGUUGUGAACCUUUACCACAUCUACCAGGCCCUGGAGGAGGCUCUGGAGGCGAAUGCUGAGCACCCUUUGAUUGAGAGCCUGCACUUCCCUGAAGAGUUGGAGAGGACAGCAGCACUGGACCAGGAUGCUGCGUUCUUCCUUGGAGAGAACUGGAAGAAUGAGACGCUUCCGUCCAAGACAACACGAGAAUACGUCAACCGGAUCAAGCAGGUUCAGAAGGAGUCACCUGAGCUUCUGAUCCCGCAUGCCUACACCAGGUACCUGGGUGACCUCAGUGGUGGACAGGUCCUGAAAAAGGAAAGCUACUGGACCCUCCUUGCCAUGGGGGCAGAGGCGCAGUCAGAAGUUUCACCUGACAGGUGGGAUCCCUCCAGCUACUAUGCGCCUGAGGGUGAUGCUGCCUCGCAGGGCCGAACAAGCACCAAACACGCAGCGUUCUUGGCGGCUUCUGAGCUGUGGGAGCUGGACCCAGGAUUCUAUGGCCUGCGGCAAAAGGAGGCCAAGUGUAUGGUUCCGGAGCAGCGCCUGGUACUUCGAACUGGCCAUCAGGCUCUGACCGAAGCCGGCCUCGAGCACUCUUUGAAGGGAAGCUGGAUAAGCACAUAUUUGGGUGACUGUGCAAAUGAGUCGGCAACUUAUUGCCCUACUUUAGAUGCGUGCCGCCAGACUGGCACGACGAGUGCUGCAACUGCUGCUCGCAUUGCUCACCUGUUUGGCCUGCGCGGCAGCACGUGUUCCUUCGACACCGCAUGCUCGUCGUCACUGGUGGCGCUAGGACAUGCUCAUGCGCAGCUCCGGAUAGCAUCGCAGAACGGGGGGUUGCAGAGUAGCACGGCCGCUGGUGCUUUGGUGGUUGGUGUGCGUGUCCUCUUCGGUCCUGAAGGCUUCGUCGGUCUAGGCGCAGCAGGUUUCUUAAGCCUACAUGGCCGCUGCUUCACUUUUGAUAGCGGCGCCCAUGGUUUCGGUCGCGGAGAAGGUUGUUGUGCUGUGUUUCUGGCAAAAGAUCACGAGGACGACGAUGUUGAAUUGCACUUAGCCAGCCUCUCCGGGAGCAGUGUGAAUCAAGAUGGUCGAAGUGCAAGCCUGACUGCGCCGCAUGGUCCAUCCCAACAAAGCUGCAUCCGAGCAUCCUUACUGAUGGCUAAGGUGAGCCCCAAUUCUGUAGCUGUGGCGGAAUGCCACGGAACGGGCACCUCUCUUGGAGAUCCUAUUGAGGUCGGUGCCUUGUGUGGGGUCAUGAAAAACCGCGGCUCCACGCCCUUGCUGAUGACCAGCUCAAAGAGCAACGUCGGCCAUGCCGAGUCUGCUGCUGGCCUGAACGGUUUGGUUAAGUGCUUCCUAAUGCUCAUAACCUCAGCAUCGGCACCCAACGUGCACCUGCGAGUCCUCAACCCGAAUCUGGAUACGGCUGGCUUCCCGUGCCUCUACGAGAGCGAGUGCGUGGAUGCUCACUGCAACUCCCAAAACGUUGGAGUGUCGUCGUUUGGCUUUGGAGGCACGAAUGCGCGGGCUGACCUUUGGGGUCACUGCCAGCAAGGGCCGAGGUCAGAGCUCACGCUAUCAGCCUUGUACUUCCCCUGUUCUAAUUGUGCUGCGCCAAUGUGCCGGAGCUGCGGGCAGGCUCCGCAAAGCUUAGAUCAGCAUCGCCGCUGGUGUGAGGGAGAGGGCGUGCGGUUCUACAUCUUCAAGCGCAUUCCUGACUUCAAGAACUUCAAGAAUAUGUAUCGUGCCCGCAUGGACAGCCUGCAGGCCGAUAGUGCAACUGCGGACCGUAUGGUCGAGGAGGCGAACUAUGCCUUCUUCUUGAACACGAGAAUAUUCCAGGAGUUAGACUCGCUCGCAGGCUUCGAGGCAGAGCCUGUACCACCACCGCGUUCUGCACCUGCUGCCAGUCACGCGGAGGCCGCAGCUCGUGCGGUGGCAGCUGGCUGCCCGUUUGCUAGCUUGGCCGCGCAAGGCCUAGCAAUGCCUGAUGGCCAUCCAGGCCUUUCUGAUGCCACAGAAAAGGCGGAGGAGGAGAUUCCGAAAGCCCCGGAAGAUGAGCACAGCAAUGGCGCUUGGCG